Scomber scombrus (Atlantic mackerel) is the source of this 518-nucleotide messenger RNA. Its product is annotated as homeobox protein Meis2-like. The record is from RefSeq and is a predicted model, not a curated record. The transcript has a single exon. Bases 77 to 376 code for a protein of 99 amino acids. Lineage: Eukaryota; Metazoa; Chordata; Actinopteri; Scombriformes; Scombridae.
GUGCAGUGAGAAAUGUGUUUUAUUGACUGUGUAAAUACAUUUUCCUCUUUCUGUCUUCCUCCCAGGUCUGCCAGGCAUGCCAGGGGAAUAUGUACCUCAGAGCGGUCCUAUGGGCAUGAGCAUGGCCCCAACCACUUACACCAACCCUCAUCAGAUGACCUCUCACCCUUCCCAUCUCCGACACGGACCCCCUCUCCACGCGUACCUUCCCGAUCACCACCACACCCGCCAUCCUCACCACCCUCAUCAUGCCAUGCUGAUGCACGGAGGACCCUCGUCGCACCCAGGAAUGACCAUGUCUGCACAGAGAACCCCCUUGCUCACUCCUAUUGACCCCAGUACUGGAGGACAAGGCCUGGACAUCCAUGCCCAAUAGUAUAAGGGAACUUUGCUACCAAGACAACAGCAGCUACUACAAGAAAACAGUUAAAAAGAAAGCAGCAGCCCACAAUAAAUCCUAUUUUGAGACUAUUUUUAAGAAUAAAAAGUGAAGCCUUUUGACCAGAAUUUGACACUAA